AUGAUCAACGUCAUCGUCUCCCUCGUCGGCUACUACUGCGCCUCCCUCCUCAUCGACCACAAGCUCUACGGCCGCAAGAUGAUGCAGCAGGUCGGCUUCCUCAUGUGCUUCGUCAUGUUCGUCAUCCCCGCUUUCCACUACCACUACUACACCCAGCCCAUGAACAUCCACGCCUUCCAGGCCAUGUACUUCCUCAGCAGCUUCUUCAACCAGUUCGGCCCCAACAGCGUCACCUUCCUCGUCGCCGGCGAGGUCUUCCCCACCCCGAUCCGCGCCACCGCCCACGGUAUCUCCGCCUGCAUCGGCAAGGCCGGCGCCCUCCUCGCCAGCGUCCUCUACAACUACAUCGACACCCAGACCAAAUUCUACGUCGUUCCCUGGUUCGGCCUCCUCGGCAUGGUCCUCACCUUCUUCUUCCUCCCCGACACCACCGGCCUCGACCUCAAGGAGCAGGAGCGCCGCUGGGUCUGCAUCCGCGACGGCCGCGAGUCCGAGUACCACGGCGUCGCCGUCCACCCCACCCACCUCAGCUGGUGGGAGCGCUUCCGCGGCGUCCACAAGACCUACGACCCCGCCCAGGACAUGAAGGACAAGAUUGAGGAUAUCCGCCGCGAGUGGGAGGUCAAGGAGCAGGAAAAGGCCGAGCUCGAGGUCAACGGCAACCCCGCCGCCCUCUCCGACCUCGACGACGACGACGUGUUUACCGAUCGCGACGACGAAAAGGCUAAGAAGGGUGGGCCUGCUAGCGGAGGCAUCUUUUCUUCCAACAAUGUGAAUGAAAAGACGGGCGACGUCCAUAACGAAUCGGGAAAUGAGACUGUCAACGGCAGCGAUAGCAGUGCCAAGUCGUAA
Messenger RNA from Parascedosporium putredinis, 852 nucleotides. The record is from the annotation of a GenBank genome assembly. NCBI's taxonomy places the organism in Eukaryota, Fungi, Ascomycota, Sordariomycetes, Microascales, Microascaceae.